UUUUUCUUUCUGCUGACACUCAACCACCACCAGCACCACCACCAACACUACAUCAAGAGGCUACAGCUGCAACCAUGGUCGGCGCACCCUCUCUCGCUUCAUACAUCCUCAAGUCAAAGUCCCUCACCCAGACCCUCAUGCCUCUUGCAAAGACGUACGCUCGUCUCGCGGGAUACCGCAAGAUGGGACUCAAGUACGACGACUUGCUGCCCGAGGAAAACGACACGAUGCAGAAAGCCAUUAAGCGUCUACCGGAGCGUGAAUCGUAUGAUCGCGCUUUCCGCCUACGACAAGCUCUGCAACUCUCGGCAAAGCACCACCUCUUGCCUGAGCAGGAUUGGGUGAAACCUGGUGAGGAUACACGCUACAUGACACCUUUGGCGGAGGAAGUUGCCAAGGAGGCGAGUGAGCGUGAAGAGUUUGAUACCCUCAAGGUGCAGAAGUAGUGGCUCCAUUAACACAGUGAUACUCCAGCCCGCGUACAGAACAAAUCUUUCUUUUUA
This is a messenger RNA of Protomyces lactucae-debilis, 503 nucleotides long. Its product is annotated as ubiquinol-cytochrome c reductase complex 14 kDa protein. Bases 75 to 446 code for a protein of 123 amino acids. The record is from RefSeq and is a predicted model, not a curated record. Lineage: Eukaryota; Fungi; Ascomycota; Taphrinomycetes; Taphrinales; Protomycetaceae. The transcript is spliced from 2 exons. Gene Ontology annotation, biological process: mitochondrial electron transport, ubiquinol to cytochrome c.